AACCAUCCCUAAAACUAAAUAUCACCCAAAUCCCCUGCUUUAACAACUUUGACUUACAGUAGCAUCGCGCCUUUUGCCACUUCAAUGACCACCGGACUCACAACGCCGCCGUGGCAACCGUAACCUUUCAAUGGCGGCGAUCUCCGUUAAACGCAAUUCCGUCGUUUCUCGCUUCAAACCCCUUCUAUCAUCACAGUGUCUUUACCAUAAACUCGCUGAAGCUGGAAAUAAACCUCGACCCCGUAGCGAAAAAGAUUCUCCUUUUCAAUUGGGUGAACUUAAUAUUAUUUCGAAAUGGCAAAAGAUGGAUUCGAGAUCACUGGGGAUAACCCGAAAGGUCCCCUCGUCUCCCUAUACUCUUAUAAAGAUUCUCCGAAGCAGAGGAUUUGAAGCCUACUUGGUUGGCGGUUGUGUUAGAGAUUUACUUCUAAAUAGAACGCCAAAAGACUUUGAUGUCAUCACUACAGCUGAUCUUGACCAGAUCAAAAAGCAGUUUCAUCGCUGUAUGAUUGUUGGACGCAGGUUUCCUAUAUGUAUGGUGCAUAUAAAGGGAUCAGUUAUUGAGGUAUCUAGUUUCAAAACUUUGGCAAAACAUUCCGAAAAUAAAGAAAAAUUCCUCGUCUCUCAAAUGCCUAGAGGCUGUGACAAAUCAGAUCUUAAUCUCUGGAAAAACUCCAUGCAUCGCGACUUCACCGUUAAUAGCUUGUUUUUCGACCCUAUUAUUCACAAGAUCUAUGAUUACAACAAUGGAAUGAAAGACUUAUUGGACCUUAAGCUACGGACGUUAGUACCUGCUAACGAGUCAUUUACAGAGGACUGUGCAAGAAUUCUUCGGGGACUAAGACUUGCUGCUCGACUUGGCUUAUCGUUUUCAAAGGAUAUUGAAAGUGCAAUUCAUAAACAUGCUUCAUCUAUUUUGACUUUAAGCGCGCCUCGGAUAAUGAUGGAGAUGAAUUAUAUGCUUUCGUUCGGGGCUGCAGAAUCUUCACUCCGUCUACUUCAUCGAUAUCACAUUCUCAAGAUUUUGCUACCAUUUCAGGCAGCAUACUUUUCUAGACAGACUACUGGAUCUGGGCAACAUACCAUGAUGUUGAUGAAGCUGUUCUCCCAUUUGGAUAAGUUUGUUAGUUGUGACAAGCCAUCUGCACCUAGCUUAUGGAUCGGACUUUUGGCUUUCCAUCAGGCACUACUGGAUAAACCCCAACAUCCGUUUGUUGUUUUGACUUUCGGUUCUGUUCUCUAUCAUCAAAGUUGGGAGGAUGGUAUCAUGUUUGCAAGAAAAUAUGUACAACCACUAGUCAACUUUGACCCCGAAACUUUAGAUCCAUAUACGCCCCUUUCUGAUGACGAGGUGGCCAAAAAGGUGAAUAAAUUAGCAAUGCGGGUGAUAGAUUCUAUUGAUAUUUUGGUGGAUGCUGAUGUCCUAAACAAUACAAUGUCGAAAUUCCCUUGUUCUCCGUGCUCUGGUUUGGUAUUUAUUUCCAAGAACGCUGCGCACAGUACUGCACAACUCUUUCAUGUUCUUUCACAUAAAGUUUUACCACCCAGUAAAGGAAGAAGUUCAUUUGAGAUGAACAAUCAGUUACUUGGAAAAGGGGACCCUUCAGAGACGAGAUUUGCCCUAGGAAAGAUCAUCAUGAACACCAUGGGCUGCGGGAUUGACAACCAACCUGCACUACCUGAAAGUGUACAUGUUACGCCACCCGAUUCAUCCUUACAGAAACUGAAUGCAAAAUCAAGCAGCAGUAAGAAGCAAAAUGCAGCUACAGAGAAACCGAUCAAAGAGAUUGCAGAUUCAGAUCACGCAAUCGAGAAACCAGAAGAGAUAUGCGUAUCUAAAUCACCAAUACAAGAACUCAUGGCCACACUGGAAUCCAUAAUAGAAGAUGAAGAAGAUCUUCCAUCUCAAUUAGAAGGUCAAAACGCUAAAGAAAAAGUCAAUUCACCAGCCGACGUGCAACAAAGUGUGGACAGAAAGGACAAAAGGAAACAAGUGUUGCAACUGUCUUCUCUAUUUAAGUGAAUAACACCACAAAGUGUGGCAGGUUUUGUUUUGGUAGGUUUUUUUACAUCAGACUUCUUUAUCCGAGUGAGUACACCAAACGUGUUAGAUCGUGUUAGCAAGAACCAUGUACUAUUAUACGUCAACAAAUUAUACAUAUCAUGAGAUACACAUGCGAGGCCAAUUGAACUUGGUAUAACGUGGGUUUGAGCUCGUUCAAGUUGUGCCCAACUUUUUAACGAGCAAUCUCGAGCAGAUUAGAGUGGCUCAACUCACAUUGUAUAACUUCACUAUAGUUUCAUUUUUUUUUACUUCAACACCAAA
This is a messenger RNA of Helianthus annuus (common sunflower), 2326 nucleotides long. RefSeq lists its product as uncharacterized. Gene Ontology annotation, biological process: RNA processing. The transcript is spliced from 15 exons. Lineage: Eukaryota; Viridiplantae; Streptophyta; Magnoliopsida; Asterales; Asteraceae. The record is from RefSeq and is a predicted model, not a curated record. The coding region runs from base 131 to 2023 and encodes 630 amino acids. Gene Ontology annotation, molecular function: nucleotidyltransferase activity; RNA binding.